CUUUUACUUUUGUUCUUAAUUAAUUAAGCUAAUUUGUGUGUUAAACAAGAAUCCAAAGGGAAGUUUCUUACAAACUCCCCACAUUUCAGUUAGCUAGCUACUAUAAAUUAACUCAUAAUUACACCAUUUUCUUAAUUAAUUCCUCUAAAUUAAAGAAUAAUGGGUGUUGGAGGAACAUUAGAGUAUAUCUCAGAAAUGAUGAGUAUUGAAAAGCCAAAGAAGAAGAAGAAGCAGUUUAAUACAGUGGAACUUAAAGUUAGAAUGGAUUGUGAGGGCUGUGAAAUGAAAGUCAAAAAUACAUUAUCUUCCAUGAGUGGAGUGAAAUCAGUGGAGAUAAACAGGAAACAACAGAAGGUGACAGUAACAGGCUAUGUGGAACCAAACAAAGUGUUAAAGAAGGCAAAGUCAACUGGAAAGAAGGCAGAGAUAUGGCCUUAUAUCCCAUACAAUUUGGUAUCCCAGCCAUAUGCUGCUCAAGCUUAUGAUAAAAAGGCGCCUCCUGGCUACGUCAGGAGGGUCGAUCAGUACCCAACCACGGGUACUGUUGCGAGAUAUGAGGAUCCUUCCUAUGUCAACAUGUUUAGUGAUGACAAUCCUAAUGCUUGUUCCAUCAUGUAACUUAUUAAGGUACGAGAAAGCUACUGAAAGAUGGCACGAGAAAACACAAGUUCUUGAGCCGAGAUGGGUCUAUCAGAAAUAGCUUCGGAUUUCACUAAUAAAAUCACGCUGAAUAUGUUGGUUAUUAUAUGGGGGUGAAAAGUUAAUUGUUGUAUUGUAAGUUUUGCAUGGGUUUUUUUUAGAGUCAUUAAGCAGUCUCAGGAAUUUUGUGUAGUAAAACUACUAGUACUUGUAGUUAUUGAAUAAUAAUAUACUUGAGUGUU
Molecule: messenger RNA, 881 nt
Organism: Solanum lycopersicum (tomato)
Lineage: Eukaryota; Viridiplantae; Streptophyta; Magnoliopsida; Solanales; Solanaceae
Product: metal ion binding protein
Molecular function (GO): metal ion binding
Source: RefSeq, marked provisional